Molecule: messenger RNA, 2610 nt
Organism: Gordionus sp. m RMFG-2023
Lineage: Eukaryota; Metazoa; Nematomorpha; Gordioida; Chordodea; Parachordodidae
Product: large ribosomal subunit protein mL43-like
Exons: 3
Coding region: 18-596 (192 amino acids)
Biological process (GO): mitochondrial translation
Cellular component (GO): mitochondrial large ribosomal subunit
Molecular function (GO): structural constituent of ribosome
Source: RefSeq, a predicted model, not a curated record
UUCAUUAAGAUUUUUAUAUGUCUGCUAACAAAUUUUUCAAAAUCAUACCUAGAGUUCAGAGUGCAACGUCAGGAGCAGGACUAGCACCCGGAACCUACAAAGACACUCUUUAUAAAACUCAUUUAAAGUCUAUACUGCAAAAUGGAGUAGGUCGCUAUAUUUGUCCAUUAAUGAGAAUUACUUUCAAGUUAUGCAAAGAAUAUAAAGACAGUCAUGGAUUAAGAGAGUACGUUGAAAAAAAUUUGGUAGAGUUUGCCCAAACUAAUCCCUCAGUUGCAAUCUACGUAAUGCCACGCAGGCAUCGGGCUCCAUAUAUUGUUGCUGAAUACUUAACGGGAAAUAUCGAAAAUAUGUGCGUUAGAAAUUUCACUGCUCAAGAUAUCCACAAAUGGGUAAAUUAUUUUAAGACCAGUUCUGGUUAUCCCGUUGGCCACAUUUUAAACGAAACUAAAUCCGAAAAUACUUCCAUCCAAGGUAUGUGGAAUCCAUUUUUGAAUAAACCCACUGCUUUCAAUAUUCAAAAUUGGCCUUCCGAUGAAUUUUCACAGGUCGGUUCUGUUGGAGAAACUGCUACGGAAACUUUAUCAAAAAUGUAAUAAAUGUGAAAUAUAAAAUGUGUCAAAUUUUUUUUAUAUAUAUAUAAAGUAUAUGUAAUUAUUAUUUAUUUCUUUUCCUUUAUAUCGUAAAAUGCUUAUCGUCUCAUUACGAACUUGCAGCGACAAAGCAUGAAGUUAACUAUUAGGAAAACAAUUAAUUUGUGUUGUAUCUGUCGAUUUGUAACAAUAUAUAUUUUCAAGAAAAAAAGAAAAACUUUUUUUUCUUUGUUCUAACUUUUAAACAUGUGAUAUGGGUAUAUAAAGAUAAUUUAAAUUGCAUCAUAUCUGAAUUGAGAUACAGGCUCUAUGAUAUUAUCCUUUAGCCAGACGUCUAACUCAUAAGUCAUUGCGUCAAUCCUGGCAUAUGGCACUCUCCUAGGAGGUAAUGAUUCUAAGCACAGCGUCAUGCUUCAGGUAAAUCUUCACUUACCUGAUCAUUUUGGGUUUGUUGAAGCGUGUUGACUCAAGGCCUUUUUUCAUUGUCGAAAUUACUUUCUCGAGAUCAUCGUCUACGUCACCAACAAUGAAUGUUUAGAAUAUAUUAUUGAAGGUAUGGAGCCAUACACGUCCUAGCAGGGAGGGGGCACUUAUCACUAUCCACCACUAUGGCCUCCAGAUUAGUUUUCUCAAACUUCACGUUAACAUUGGCUAAAUCUAUGAUCUUGAUAACGCUGCCGUGUUACCCUGUUAGCCUCAUAUCAGUCUUGCGUGUCGUGGCUAUACCUACAGCCUUAGCUGUGUGCCUCUGGUGUCGGUGUCCACUUGCAUCACAUGGGUAUGUCGUUGAUGCUCACCAUAAUGUACGCAUUAUAUCUGAUAUCAUUGACCCCCAGUUUGUUCACCGUCAGAUUCUGAAGAGUACUCUUUUACGUCGGUAUUUGUGAUAUCCUUAUAAUCGAUUUCGUCGAUGUUCAUAGUAUAGUUGGUGUUCCAUUGAAAGCACAAUCUUUGUAAUAAUAAGAUCUGUUAUUGGUAUAGUUGUCAUUGUAAUGGAUUGCUGUUUUGUGGGUUAUAUCUAUGAUGAGCGCUACGUGGUUAGUUGUUUGUAUUGUCCUUUCUGUAGUAAUCAUCCCCUUGAUCAUAACUUUAACUAUGAUCACGUUGUACCCGCGAUUUUCGUAUCGAUCAUCAUGGCUAUUGUUCAAACAGUUGCGGUUGUCAUGACGAUUAUCGUAGUGUUGAUAGAAACGGGUGUCGCGACGAAUAUCGUAGCGUUCAUCGAAACGAUCGUCGCGGCAGCCAAAACGUUGUUCGUGGCGGUUGUCAUACAUGAGCUCAGGUUGCUUGGUAAAAGCGUCAUAUUUAACAAGAGAAUUAUGAUGUGCAUUAGAGUCCUGUUUGGGUUUUGUGGUUUAGCUCAGUUCAUGUAAUUGAUCUUCUCUUGUAUUCCAGAUGAUUCACCCAAAUGUAUGGCUUCUACUUUCACCUUGCCCUUGAUAUCAUUUGGCUCCCUGAUUUCUUUCACAAUACCUAGAUUAUAUAUGUUUUCUUUGGUCAAAGAGCUCCUAACCGCUUUUUUGAAAUUGUAGCCACUCUGACCUUCUCAAUGAUGCGUUGAAUGCCACCAAAUUUGAUUCUUUAAUGGGCCUCGCUAUACGCGUAACCCAUGCUGUAAACGUCUCCUCCUUGCCUUUAGUGACUGCAAAGAAUACAUAGAGGUAACAUUCUAUGUCUUCGAAGGAUGUUCAGGCAUGAGUUUGCCAAGAAAAGCGAUUGGGUCCUGUAGGUCGCCUCCGUACAGAUUGCACCAAUGUUGUUAAACAUGUCAGAUAAAUUUCAUAAAAAAAAGCGGCCUUUUCCCCAGAACUCUUGCUUGUAUCAAUGAAAUUUUUCAAUUUCCUUAUGUAGUCAUCGCUUCUAAAUUUAGUAAAAUCCAAUUUGACAAAUUUGGUCAUGGAGGUGGUAUAGAAUUAUUCGAUGCAUUCAUAACAUUGUUUGGCCUCAAUGAAAUAUAUAUGAGAAUAGACUGGGAUAAUAAUAUGUUUUAAUAGAUCAUUUUAUUCAAAUAUAAUAA